Messenger RNA from Myiozetetes cayanensis, 5216 nucleotides. RefSeq names its product cytochrome P450 2J6-like. Gene Ontology annotation, cellular component: cytoplasm; intracellular membrane-bounded organelle. Gene Ontology annotation, molecular function: heme binding; oxidoreductase activity, acting on paired donors, with incorporation or reduction of molecular oxygen, reduced flavin or flavoprotein as one donor, and incorporation of one atom of oxygen; iron ion binding. Gene Ontology annotation, biological process: xenobiotic metabolic process; arachidonate metabolic process. The record is from RefSeq and is a predicted model, not a curated record. The transcript is spliced from 9 exons. The coding region runs from base 1 to 1473 and encodes 490 amino acids. Lineage: Eukaryota; Metazoa; Chordata; Aves; Passeriformes; Tyrannidae.
AUGCUGACAGUAACUCAAGCUUUUGUAGUCCUGAUAUUUUUUUUGUUAAUUGUUCAGUUUUUCAAACUGCGAAAAGCUUGCAAGCAAUUCCCUCCUGGACCAACUCCUCUCCCAUUGCUUGGAAACUUGGUGCACCUGAACUUUCAAUUUCACCGGGAUCUUCUGAUGGAGCUGGCAAAAACUCAUGGUAACAUAUAUACUUUGUGGUUCGGGUGGACCCCAGUGAUCAUACUGAAUGGAUUUCAAGCAGUGAAGGAUGGCAUGACCACACACCCUGACGAUGUUUCUGGACGGUUGGUGUCACCUUUCUUCAGGGCAAUGGCCAAAGGAAAAGGUAUUAUAUUGGCAACUGGUCGCUCCUGGAAGCAGCAGAGACGCUUUGGAAUAAUGACUCUACGCAAUUUGGGAAUGGGAAAAAAGGGCCUGGAGCAUCGAGUGCAAGAGGAGGCCUCUCACCUGGUGGAGUUUUUUGUGAACCUAAAAGGAAGACCUGUGGAUCCUUCUUUCCCUCUUUUCCAUUCUAUUUCAAAUGUGAUUUGUGCUGUAGUUUUUGGAUAUCACUUCUCUGAUGAAGACAAAACCUUCCAUGAAAUGAUCCAUGCCACAGAGAAUUUAUUCAGAUUUGCAGGCAGUUUUUUUCAUCAGAUGUAUGAAAUCCUCCCUUGGCUGAUGUGCCGUCUCCCUGGGCCUCAUAAGAAGGCAUUGGCUUGCUAUGAUGUCCUGAGUUCUUUUGCAAGAAAGGAGGUCAGAAGACACAUGGAGAGAGGGAUACCAGCUGAGCCACAGGAUUUCAUUGACUUUUACCUGGCUGAGAUGGAGAAAUCUAAAGAGGGGGUCAAGCCCAAGUAUGAUGAAGACAAUUUGGUCUAUGUCAUAAAUGAUCUUUUCCUCGGUGGAUCGGAGACCUCAAGCACAACAUUGUACUGGGGACUGCUCUAUAUGGUCGUGAAUCCAGAUAUUCAAGAGAAAGUGCAGAAGGAGCUGGAUGCUGUUCUGGGUCCUUCCCAGUUAAUUUGCUAUGAGGACCGGAGAAAACUGCCCUACACAAAUGCUGUGGUCCAUGAGAUUCAGCGCUUCAGCAACAUUGUCGUUGUGGGCAUGCCCAGGGUGUGUGUGAGGAACACAACACUGCUAGGAUUCCCUGUCAAAAGGGGCACCAUCGUUAUACCAAAUAUAGGAUCUGUUCUGUAUGACCCUGAGGAAUGGGAGACACCUCGACAGUUCAACCCGGGCCAUUUUCUGGAUAAAGAAGGAAACUUCAUCCCUCGAGAAGCUUUCUUACCAUUCUCAGCAGGGCACCGUGUGUGUUUGGGGGAGCACCUAGCGAGGACCGAGCUCUUUAUUUUCUUUGCCAACCUGCUGAGGGCUUUCACCUUCCAGCUCCCCGAGGGAGUGACAGAGAUCAACACAGAGCCCAUUUUGGGGGGUACCCUGCAGCCCCACCCAUACAGGGUUUGUGCCAUUCCACGCUAGGCUGCAGCAGUCACAGACCAGCACGAGACAGCCACCUUUACCUCUGUGAAUUUCCUCUCAAUGUAUAAACCUCCUUCUACUAGCCAGGAUAUUGAUAUUAGUCUAUCCCAGAGCUACUCAGAAAGUGGACGCAAGCCAAGAUCCAGACUGUCAGUACUUUUGGUUUGGUCUUUGUGAAAGUCAAAGAUAUCCUCGCAAGGAUCUUAACCAAUUUCUCCUCUCGGAGAGCAAGUGAUGCCAGAUGCUAUGGUUCCCAGCUGAAGCCAACAUGCUGUGUCCCCUUGUCCUGGCCAAGCAAAAUCCUUAUGCUCAGUCCUGAGCAAACCUCAGUAAAAUUCAACAGAGGAUUUCAGCAAGAGCUGAGUAGGUGCCAUUCCUGUGAGUGGUCUGAUAACCUCAUGUAAUUUGACUCUGAAAAACACCCUUUUAAAGCCCUGUUUUGGUUUUAGUGUCCUGAACUUAGACACUUUAAUUUGUUGACAUGUUGCAAAUAAAAAACCAAAACCAACAAACAAACAAAAACCAAACAAAACCACAAACCAACACCUAAAUUCCAGGAAACACAUUAGAAUGUGGGUAAUUUGUGUCUGAAUUUGAUGUUAAGUAUCUUCCACGUACAAGGUAAAAAGAGUCAUCUUAAAGUUGAAGAAAAAAACUUAAAUUUGGUGUUAACUAGUAGUGUGAAUGUGUGACUUCACAGCCUGAUCAUGGUUAUAACAUAUUGCCAAAUUAUUUGUUAGUUGUUUGUUUGCUUGUUUUAAUUUUAAGGAUGUAGAAACACACUCGUUCUCAAUCCUUAUCAGAAGAGGUAUAAAUGUGAGAUGAGAGAGUCAUUUUUGCAGUGGGCUUCACUGGUAACUCCACAGCAGAGGAACAUAGAGACUUUGGAAGGCAGCCUCUAGGGGAUAUUUAAACACCUGAUACUCCUCAUUUUCUCUGGACCCUUUUCUUCUUUCAUUACAACCCACACCACAUUUCCUGCUCUCCAUUCAAUUUCUUUCUAAUCCUCCUUCCCCAGUUUCAGUUCCUGCUCCCACCUACCCUUUAUCCUUAUAAACUCUAUUUCAGGAUUCACCUUGAUGUGAUGACAUCAAGCUUCUGUCUCCUUUUUUCUGCACAAGUAUUAGUCAAGGAAUCCACGAUGAACUGAAAACAAUCACCAGUGUGUUUUCAGGAGGGAUUUUGGAAAAUCUGAUGUAUUUUUUCCUUAUGGCUCCAGAUCAUGGAAAGAAGAGCACAGUAACUAUGGAGGGCACACUAUAAGUGACCUAGUGUAAGAAAAGGCAUAAAUGAUGAUGUGAUACAGGAAUUCUAAAAUAUCUAUUACUUCAAGUAGCUGUUCAUUGGCACUGAUUCAACUCAAGACCAAGACAGUUUGAGCAUACAGCUGGAGGUGACAGUCAAGUUCAACUGUAGCUUUGUUAAGGCAAAGUUCUGCAGAAUUCUCGAAUAAAAAUCACUUUUGGAAAGGAUUCAAAUAUUGGAGUUGAGUAGAGCUGCCUGUAGACACUGCUGUAAACUUAGCAUUGAAUUUGUACUGAGGACCAAAAGUGCUUUUAUGUUGGAAUAGAAACUAUUUGUAAUUAAAUCACUGUGGUACAUCUGAGCUCCCUGAAUUUAAUAAUGGAGGAGAAUGCUACUACAAAAAAGUGAGAACUACUGAAAAUCAGGCUGAGCCUGACCAGAUCGUGGUGUGCCUUGUAGCUCUGGCACAAUCCAGUUUUGGCAGGCUUGCUGGGCUGGAAGGGAAAUUAGGGCAGCAAUAGGUUUCACAAAAGCAAUAGCUGUAAUAAAUAAUCCAGCCUGUUACUCCACAUAGCGUAUCAAAUAGUGUUCCAGGGCCUACACACUUCUGCUCAGCCUCCUUUCCACCUUUGUCUGCACUUAUCCUCCACCCUGCCCUCCCACACCUGCUCCUCUCCACUAACCCUGCUAGAGGUGGUGCCUCUCACUGCCUUGGCCUGCUCCACUUGUCAUCUUGCCACUCACUGAAGAAGCUUAAUCAUAAGAUGUGUGUGAAACUGGUUGUGCUCAAGGGCUGAAACAGUAAAUCCACUGAGAUUGUGCUCAGUCCUGUUGAUAAACGGCUUCCCCAUAACUAGGCAGGGCUCAGGAGUGGCACAAGGUGGAAGAACUGGGAAUGUACUGCCCAUUUCAGCCACUCCAGGACCCUGUCCACCAGCCUCCUACCAGGCAGUAAAAAGAAGCAUAUUUGCUUUUGAAGAAUCUAUUAGAAAAUCUGGCUGAAGAGCAGGAGACCCCCUGCUUUACCUUUGGCUGACUUAGUUUCCAGACUGUCUGACACAGUAGUUUAGCUAUUCCUGAGCAGUGGAGCCAGUGUGGUGUGUGUAACCUCCUACAUGGAUUAGUCCACAUGGGACAAGCAGUGAGAGAGUUUUCUGGGCUAGUGACCUACAGCAUCUACUUAUACUCAUGUAUUCCUGUAAAGAUUUGAAGAGACAUGAUGGAGGAAGGCAAACAAACUCAGGAAACGUGAUCUUCCUCCUUUGGGAAGCUUGGGAGUGCUUCUGAUAUGGAAAACCAUACUGUUUCUCCUCCUAAAGAUCCUUCUCUCAGUAACUGUCCAGGGUUGCAGACCUCCAGCUCCUGGACUGACUAACCUCUGGCAGUGGAGAAAUUUGCAAGUUAUAGGGAAAGAGCUGAAGUGAUCCCAGGGCACUGGUUUGAUGACAGCAGUUACUUCGGGUUGGCCCAGAUGGUCAGUUUUCUCAACUGACUUCCCUAAUUCUCUGUCCACAGCCCUUCCCAUUCCUUUCUGGCCCCUCCAAGUACUGCUUUCCCUCCUGUCCAUCAUCUGUCAUCACUUGGCUACCCACUGUUACAGGCCCAUGGUACGUGUCUGCCUUACGCCAUCGAAGGGCUGCCAGGCUGAAAGGUGUACGCCCUGCUGCUGAUGGCUGCAGUGGUGUAACACUUCUUUUAAUUACAGAGAUUAACUCUCCCACCCCAUCUUUUUUUUAUUUUAUAACCAGUGUCAGCCACAGCCUCAGAUCUCUGAGUUGAGGUAGAACUGUCAUCCUUAAUAAUACCGCUUGGAAGGUUUUGAAAUUGGGUUGCACGAGUCUAUUCCAGAGAAAGAUGUGCAAAUGAGUGUAUUACUUUUUAAAGCACUGUGAUUCCUCUGGGGAAAAGUCAGUUCAUGUCACAGAUCUGCAGAAAUGUUGCUUUGUUUCGUAUUUGCAGGAUAGCAGGAGUGUGUCAACCCACAAAACCUAAAAUAUUCAAUGUUGAUGGAUAGGAGAGAGCUGCCUAACAUUAUACUCAGCUCUGCUAAAUUACAGUUAAGGAAAAUACCAGCGAGUUGUCUGACAACAGGAUCCUCUGCUAAUUUUUUUCUUGUGUCUUUCUUUCUGUUUCAUGGUGGAGCUCUACUGGGUAGCAAUAUUAGUGCCACAACCAUAAGCAGGCUAUGUGCCAAACUCUAGGGAAGCUAUUUACCCUGGCAAAAGGAAAAAGCAGAUACUGGAGACAAAGAGGGCCUUGUGUAAAAGUUUGUAGAUUUUGCAUCCAUCCAAAGACUAAAAGCAAGAGUCGAUUUUUUUCUCUUCUGUUCAAACAAGUUGUUUGGGAAACUGGUUUGUGCCCAAGACGCAGGCUAAACCAUCCCUGUUGAUGCUUCAGGGUAGGACCCAGUGAAUCUACAGCACACAGUAGGGGAAUCUGACAUUUAUGGGAUUAGAUUUGGGAAAAAAUAAUAUUAUCUGCUGCACCAACAUACACAU